CGGAGCUACGCUCAUCGAUACAGUGAAAUAAAUAUUUUUGCAACAUUUUGUACUUGGAAUAUUCAUGAUCGGAUUGCUUAUGAUUGCGAUGUAUUACAAUCCAAUAACUUCGUUUGCGUCAAAUAUACAUCUUCUUUGGAAAUUGAGAUUUUAGGGAUGAAGAUUCUGCAUAAACGGGCGUUCUGGCUAUUUUUUCUGCUAUGGAAUACAAUACAGGCUCAGAUCCGCUACACUAUUCCAGAGGAAUUGAAAGAAGGAGCUGUUGUUGGGUCUAUAGCGGAGGAUCUUGGUUUGAAAGCGUCUGAGAUUUUUGUGCGUAAACUAAGGAUAGCCUCCGAGGCUGGUAAGCAAUAUUUCAGUGUGGAUUUGAGGAGAGGCGAGUUGGUUGUCAACGAGAGGAUCGACAGAGAGAGUCUGUGCGGACAAAGCGCCAGUUGUCUAUUACCACUGCAGGUUGUUAUUGAGGAGCCGCUCCGCCUUUACCGCGUUGAGGUGGAAGUCCAGGAUAUUAAUGAUAAUGGGCCAAUCUUUUUGUCUACUGAACGGGUUCUUAAUGUUGCAGAAUCCACAACAACCGGAGCUCGGUUUCUACUUACCAGUGCAAAGGACCCUGACGUGGGAUCCAAUUCCCUCAGUUCAUACAAAUUAAAUAAAAAUGACUUUUUUUCAUUAAAUGUUAAGACCAAUAGAGAUGGAGUGAAAAUACCAGAGUUACUUUUACAAAAAGCACUAGACAGAGAGAAACAGGCCGUUCAUCAUCUUGUGCUGACAGCAAUAGAUGGUGGCAAUCCGGCCCGAUCAGGUACUACGGAGGUCACUGUUCAAGUUUUAGAUAACAAUGACAAUGCUCCAAUCUUUGAGAAAUCGCUUUAUGAAUGUUCUUUACUAGAGAAUUCACCCAAAAGUACAGUGGUCAUUAUCGUCAAAGCCGGUGAUGCUGACGAGGGUGCUAAUGGAGCGAUGCAAUACACGUUCGCUGAGCAAACGCCAGACUUCAUACAUGAAAUGUUUUCUAUUGACUCUGAGUCUGGACAGAUCACUGUGACUGGCAAUCUGGAUUAUGAAGAGAGUCACACUUAUGAAUUUAAUGUACGCGCUACAGACAAAGGAAUUCCCGCUAUGGAGGGCCACUGCUCUAUUCGGGUAGAGAUUUUAGACGUGAAUGAUAAUGCACCUGAAAUUGUCCUGACCUCGUCACCUAACCCAGUGAAAGAAGAUGCUUCUUUAGGAACAGUUGUUGCUUUGAUAGGCGCAAAAGAUCUUGAUUCAGUGGAAAAUGGGAAGGUCAGUUUGAGUUUAAUAGGCGAACAUCCAUUUAAAUUGAAACCGUCGUAUGCAGAUAAUUAUGCUAUACUAACAGACUCUGAACUCGACCGGGAGCUAUUUCCUGAAUAUAAACUGAAAAUUGUCGCCUCUGAUUCGGGUUCUCCUCCCCUCACUUCAAAAAAAGAGGUAAUUGUAAGAGUUUUGGACGUUAAUGACAACCCUCCAGUUUUCUCCCAACCUUCUUACACUGUUUACGUCAGAGAGAACAAUGCUGCUGGAUCAAUAAUGUGUUCAGUUUCCGCUUCAGAUCCAGAUAUAGGAGAAAACGCCAAGAUCUCCUAUUCUAUAUUAGACUCUAAAGUACAAGACGUGUCUGUCUCCUCCUAUAUUUACAUCAACUCAGAUAACGGCAGCAUCUACAGCAUGCACUCGUUUGACUAUGAGAAACUGAAGGUGUUUCAGAUACAGGUGCAGGCAAAGGACCACGGCUCUCCGUCUCUGAGCAGCAACGUCACGGUUCAUGUUUUUAUCCUGGACCAGAACGACAAUGCCCCCGCUGUUAUUUACCCUUCCGCUGUCAUGGGCUCUGUCUCCCAUCAGAAGAUGCCCCGGUCCGCUAAAGCAGGCCACCUCACCACUAAGAUAUCGGCAGUGGACGCAGACUCGGGCCAUAACGCCUGGAUUUCCUAUAGGCUGGUGGAGGCCACAGACUCGUCUCUGUUCAGUGUGAAUCUUUACACAGGGGAGGUGAGGACUAAACGCGCUGUUUCAGAGCAGGAUGACUCCUCUCAGAGGCUGCUUAUAGAGAUACAGGACAAUGGGGAGCCGGUCCAGUCCGCCACAGUCACAGUCAACAUACUGUUAGAGGACGGGCUCCACGAGCCCAUCUCGGACUUCCGCCAGAAAACAGCAGAGCCCAGCAAGAGAAACAGUAAAAUCACCUUUUAUUUGAUAAUCUCUCUGGCCUCCGUGUCCGUUUUGUCUUUGUUGACUUUCCUCAUCUUAGUGGUGAAGUGCGUUAGAAACAGUAGGAGCAGCUCGAGUUGCUGUAUCAGACGGGCUGAUUCUGACGGAUACAAGAAUCCAAACAGAAACCUGCAGCUCCAGCUCAACACUGACGGCCCUAUUAAGUAUGUGGAGGUCCUGGGAGGGGACAUGUUGUCUCAGAGCCAGUCCUUCAGGUCGUGUCUCUCUCCAGUGUCCGAGUUCAGUGAUUUCACCCUCGUUAAGCCCAGCAGCACCACAGACUUUAAGGACAUGAUAAACGUACUUGAUGCAUCAUUACCUGACAGCGCGUGGACGUUCGAGAGCCAACAGGUGAGCAUAUUGUUUGAAUUGGUAAUUGAAAUGGAAGUUAUUCAACUUGCUAUUGUUCCCAUAUAUUUCUAUGUCAUACAAUGCAUAAUACGGCUUGGUUUCGUAAAUAAUUUUCCUGUAAUAUGCAAUGAAAAUAAAAAUUAAUAGCAUCAGGAGCUU
Molecule: messenger RNA, 2742 nt
Organism: Salmo salar (Atlantic salmon)
Lineage: Eukaryota; Metazoa; Chordata; Actinopteri; Salmoniformes; Salmonidae
Source: RefSeq, a predicted model, not a curated record